UUCCUUUUAAAAAAGAAAUUUUGGGAUUUUGGGACUGAAUUAUUCUCUAUUUUUAUGGAAAUUGAAUGGAGAAAUAAUAAAAUUUAGAAAAUCGGGAAACUAGGAUGGGAAGGAAAGAAACACAAUAAAAAGGGAAAACGAGAGAAAGAAACAAAGGGUGGAGGAAAAAAAAAGAAGCUUUUUGGAGUCUUGAUUUUUCUUCUGCUUUCAGAGUAAUCCUUCUUCGUUAUCGCUGAUCAUCAGCCCCGCCGCUGCAAUCGCUGUUCAUCAGUAGCACCGUCGCCACUGCAGCAGAAAUCCAACCCUGACAGAAUGAGUUAUACUGAUUGGAGUAAGUUACCAAAAGAAUUAAUAGAGCUAAUUUUCGAUGAGCUAUAACAUGCGGGAGACAUAAUUCGGUUUGGAACUGUAUGUAGGUUUUGGGGUUUGGUUGCUUUGGAGGCAAGGCAACAAGUCUUCAAGCCUUUGAGACCUUUGAGUCCGAUGUUGUUACUGCCUCCUAAUAAGGAUGAUGAAGCCCACAAACUCUAUGAUUUCUUUAAGAAGAAGGCUUAUAAAAUUCAAAUUCCAGCUAUGCGCGAUAAAUGGUGUUGCAACUCAUGGAAUGGGUGGUUAAUCGCAAUCAAUCACACUUUCCCUUAUGAAAUAUGUUGUUUAAAUCCGAUUUCAGGUGUGCAAAUCGAUCUACCUCCGGCAAUAACUUUUGAAAAUUCUCCCCCUGACCUUGAUGAAACACCAAUUGAAUUUUUCUUGAACAAGGUUGUUCUGUCUUCUACUCCUUCUCCUUCAAAUGCCAAUUGUGUCAUUAUGGCUAUUCAUAGUAAUUAUAACAAAUUGGCAUUUUGCAAACUGGGUGAUAAGCGGUGGAUUACUUUAAAAAGUGAAGAUAUUCAAUAUAAGGACCUUUUAUAUUAUAAGGACAAUUUUUAUGCAAUAGGAAGGUCGAAAGUUGUACAAUGUGAUAUUGGCGAUGAUCCAAGGGUUAUACCAUUCGCACUACUCCCUAAGAUGGGAUACUUUCAGUAUAGAUAUUUAGUAGAGUCAUCCGACUGCCUUCUAUAUGUGUUGAGAUAUAUGGAUUUGAAGGAUCAAGAAGAUCCUUUAAAGUUGCGGUAUGAAACAACAGGUUUUAAGGUAUUUGAUUUGGAUUCGGAUAAAAGGAAGUUCUCAUAUCGGUAUGAAACAACAACAUUUAAGGUGUAUAAUUUUGACUUCGAUCAAAAGAAGUGGAAGCUUUUAAAAAACAUAAAGGAGAAGGCCCUAUUAUUAGGGCAUAACCAAGCUAUUUCGAUAUCUACUAAAAAAUUUGAUGGAUUUAAAAGCAAUCAUAUCUACUUUUUGGAUGACUAUAAGGAAGGUUACUUUGAAAAUACAUAUGGUUGCCAUGAUAUGGGAGUUUUUAACAUAAAAACUCAUCUCUUUAAGCCCAUUUUUCAUCGUACUCAAUUGUGGGCAUCUCCACUAUUUUGGAUGAGACCUGAACUUUCUUUACAUUGAAAUAUUGUACUACCGUUGUUAUAUUUUAUAAUAAUUCUUUUUUAACCUUUUA
Messenger RNA from Vitis vinifera (wine grape), 1549 nucleotides. RefSeq names its product putative F-box protein At5g55150. Lineage: Eukaryota; Viridiplantae; Streptophyta; Magnoliopsida; Vitales; Vitaceae. The transcript is spliced from 2 exons. Bases 484 to 1497 code for a protein of 337 amino acids. The record is from RefSeq and is a predicted model, not a curated record.